Molecule: messenger RNA, 1677 nt
Organism: Lonchura striata (white-rumped munia)
Lineage: Eukaryota; Metazoa; Chordata; Aves; Passeriformes; Estrildidae
Source: RefSeq, a predicted model, not a curated record
CAGCCUCCCGGUGACCCCCGGACCCCGCCCGGGGGCUCGCCAGCCCCCCGAGGAUGAAGAUGCUGGUCCGGCUCUUCCUGACGCUGGUGUGCGCGGUGGUGGCCGCCGUGCUGUACAUCCUGCUCUGCUACCACGGGCAGCCCUGCUGCUCGGCCCCGGGGCUGCGGGACAGCCCCACCGCCUCCAGCGUCCGCAGCUUCCAGGGCUACAGCCGCGUUCCCGACGGGAAGCCGCUGGAGCGAGCGCUGUGCCGCCACUGCGCCAUCGUCUCCAGCUCGGGGCAGAUGCUGGGCUCGCAGCUGGGACGGGCCAUCGACGGGCAGGAGUGCGUCCUGCGCAUGAACCAUGCCCCCACCAGCGGCUACGAGCAGGACGUGGGGGCACGCAGCACCAUCCGGGUGGUCUCGCACACCAGCGUUCCGCUGCUGCUGGGCAACCAGCCCUACUUCUUCCAGCAGUCACAAGAGACCCUUUACUUUAUCUGGGGGCCGGCAAAAAAGAUGAACAGGGAGAAGAUGGGCUCAACCUACCAGGCGCUGGUCAAGGUGAUGGAGAAAUACCCCCAGCUGCAGAUCUAUACCCUGACGGAGGAGAAGAUGACAUACUGUGACAAUAUCUUCCAGAAUGAGACAGGGAAGAACAGGUACUGCUGGCUCCUGAGGAGGCCCAUCACGUACCACCUGUCCCCACAUUGAGUACCCAUAGUGUGGGAGGGCCAGCAGCACAGUGCCACCCACUCCAGUGUGACCACCAUGCUUUGCAGGAUGAAAUCCGGCUCCUUCCUGAGCACGGGCUGGUUCACCAUGAUCCUGGCCAUGGAGCUGUGCGAGCAGAUCUGUGUCUUUGGCAUGGUCAGCGACAGCUACUGCAGGGAAAAGAACCACUCCAGCGUGCCGUACCACUACUUUGAGAAGGGCCGGCUGGACGAGUGCAAGAUGUACCUGAUGCACGAGCAAGCUCGCCGUGCUGGGCACCGCUUCAUCACCGAGAAAGCCAUCUUCUCCCGCUGGGCCAAGAGGAGGAACAUUGUCUUCAACCACCCAUCCUGGGCGGGCAGGUAGAGCGCCAGCCACAGGGUGAGGCAGCAAGAACCUCAGCGGCCGGGCAGCUUCCAUCCUGCAGCAACAUGUCUUAGCUCUGCCAGUGGCAUGGUUGGACACCUUUUGCCAAGACCUGGAGCAGGGAGUCUCCAUCUCUGCAGCAGCACUGCCUGUUUCCCCAGCUGGUGGAUGAGAACCCCCUGUUGAUAUAUGGGGAGCAUGAGCUGGACCCAUGCAGUCCCACCAGCUCCAAACACCUGCCUGGAUGGACCCAGGGAGACCUGGUUUUCUGCUCUCUCUACUAGGAGGAAUAUUUAGUGCAGGAUUAGACAUUCUGCUGGACUCCAGCAGGACAUGGGGCAGAAAUGCUCAGCCCCACCAGGGCCACAGACUGGUGCCUCUCACAGGGACGAAGCUCUACUGUAGUCCUCGUCCUAGUUGUUGCCCUCUGGACAGUGCUGGGUGUGGGGUGCAGGCAGCUGGAUCCAGGCUCUGCCUUCUGCUGCUUGGUGCCUGCAUCCCCUCAACUGGGAAGCCCUGGAGCCACAUGUGCCCUAGGGACUGUGAGUUGCCUUGUCACAAGUGUCCUUGAAUUCAGACCAAAGUAAAUGUGGCCAUUAAAAUUGUUUUUAAUUCA